UUUACUGUUAGCUCCUAUCCCCUGUAGUAAGGGCCUCACGACCUUGGAAGCUCCAAAAUGUCAGCUCCUGAACAAUGUAUAAAGCAUUGCAUUCAGCAAUGUUUUAGCAAGAGUUUCCUCCUGGAUUAGUGGCCUUAUACACAUUUUGUAAUGGAAACAGUUAGCAGGAGAAUGGUCAUCUUCUGCUUACAGACAAGGCCUUCCUUGUUAACAAGGUGCUUGGCGUGAUAUUUCAAGGAAUUCCAAAGGAUUCCCAGUCAGUACCACAAAUGGAUUUGUUGAUGAUGGAAUGAGUUGUCAGUGUGCCUCCCGUGCAGCGAGGCCAUGGAAGAGCAGCAUUUCAGUCGCUGGCAGGUCAAGGAGGGCAGUUGUUCCUCUAUGAAGCAUUUGUGAGCUUACAUCUGGGAAACUGUGUCCUACUUCAGUCCCACCAGCACAGGAGAGAUCGACUAGGGUCCAGCAGAGGAUCAGUCAUUGAAAGGAUAAGCAUUUAGAGGAAUGGAGCACAUGCUGUACCGGCACUGACUGGAGCACAAAUUCUGCUCAGAGGUGCACAGAGCAAAGGUAGAAGAGGGCAGGCACCAAUUGCAAGAGAGAAAAUUCCAUCUGGACAUAAGGAAAAGCUAGUUUACCCUUAUUAUAGUUAGCACAAGUCCCAGAGAGAUGGGAAUCUGGUCCUUGGAGAUUUUCAAUACUGAAGAUCUUAAGCACCCUGAUCUACCUUUGAGGGUAGCCCUACUUUUCAAUAAGAGUUCAGUAAUGCAACCACCAGAGAUCACUUCCAAUUUGAUUUUUCCCUCCAUUUCUGUCUAGUCCAAAUGCCUAGAGCUUGCCUAAUGCAGUAUCUGCCCUGACCCUCAGCUAAAAACCUCCUCACCAAGACCAAUGAAUCCUCUUAGAAACUGCAGACCUGGCCAAACCAGAUUGUUUAAUGCAGGAUGUGUCCCCUACAUCUGCCUUCUGCUUCUUCUGCUCAAUAAACUUUCCUGGGGAGAAACUAUGUUCUUGAUCUGUGUUAGGUUUCCCAGCAGGGGAUGGUAUCCUGGUCUGCCAUGGGGCAAAACAGGGGCUACAGAAAUGCAGGAAGGUUUUAAUAUCUUGGGAAACUCUGCCUGACUCUGCACCUUCUCCCUGGCUGCUCAUGAUCUGUUGCUUUUGAGCUGGUGAAGUCCAAAGGCAGCUUCUUCUCAUCUUCUCCUGAAGGAGUGGUGUUAAAUCCCCGUGCAUCCCAGCUGUACCACAGGCUGUGCAGGGAAGACAACAAAGGGGAUUUUCUGCCGUCAUCUGUUCCCAAUUACGGUGGCUUCAGGGAACUUUUUGGCCAGUUUCCACCACAAUCCGUCAGCUUCCAAACCCACGCAACUCGGAGGUGGGGCCUCGUAGUGGUGGUAGUGGCCAGAGCACAGAGCAUCACCCUCAGAGGACCCGGGUGAAGGGACAGUGCAGCCACCAACCUCUGCUCCUGCUCUGCCCCUCGUGGGGUCUGCGGCUCCCAACUUUGCUUUGCAGGUGGAUGCGCCACGAUGACGGUGAAGAAGAGUCAGACUCUGCAGAAUGGAAGUGCCAAGGAGAACGUGCUGCAGAGGGUCCUGCAGCUGCCAGUGGUGAGCUCAACCUGUGAGAGCCUCCAGCGGACCUACAUCAGCACCAAGGAGGCCCACCCACUGAUGGCCUCGGUGUGUGAGGUGUACGAGCGGGGCGUGCAGGGUGCCGGCGCCUUGGCCAUGUGGGGCAUGGAGCCCGUGGUGCGCAGGCUGGAGCCGCAGUUUGCUGUGGCCAACAGCCUGGCUUGCCGUGGCUUGGACCACCUGGAGGAGAAGAUCCCUGCCCUGCAGUAUCCAGUUGAUAAGCUUGCAUCUGAACUGAAAGACACCAUCUCCUGCCCCCUCCAAAGUGCCAAAAGCACCAUUGGCAGCUCCAUGGAUAAGAUCAUAGAGCUGGCAGCGGAGGGCUAUGAGGCCACCAAGAGCACGGUGGAAACGACGGCAAAGUACACAAGGAAGAACUCGGUGACCCAGAUGGCAGCUGCGGGGGUCGACACAGCCCUGGGAGGGCUGGAGAAGUUGAUGGAGUACCUGCUGCCAGAGGAGGAUGAAGAAGAAGAUCAGAAGCCCAAAAAGAAACAUCAGUCAACAGCAAAGGUCUCCCAGCAGCAGGCCAGCACUGCCAGCUCUGCCAGUGCUCCCAGUGCUCCCAGUGAUUGCAGCACACCCAGUGCACCCAGCACUCCCAGUUCUCCCAGCACCCUGGGCCGGAUUGGUGCCUUGGUUAGCUCUGUCUCCCACCGUGCUUACCAGCAAACCACUCAAAGCCUCCAGCGUGCCAAAACCAAAGGGCAGGAGCUGGCCACCUGGAUCCCCAUCGUGGGCAGCCUGGCCAAGCCGAGCAUACCCGCGGCACCGCCGGCCCACAGUGACGGGCAGAGCAGCACGGGCGGCUGGCUGAGCCGGCGGCAGAGCAAGGCACCACAGCAGAAGCAGGAGAAGGCAGGGAAGAAAGACAACAACCACAGCAAGGCAGGGGAGGACCCUGGGCUGGUGGGCAGCGUGGCUCACAACCUGCAAAGCGCCUGCGCCUCCGGCAUCUCCACUGUGAAGAAGGUCCCAGCCGUGGCCUGGGAUGCGGCAGAAGGGUUGAUCCUCUUCACCCCCCGCAGGCUGUCCAGGGCCAUGGAAACAGUGGAUGCUCUCGGGGGGACCCUCGUCAGUGCCCCUAAGCAUCUGCUGGGCACCCUGUACAGCUUCGUGCCGCUCCGCAGGCAGUCAGUGAAGGAAGCGGAGGCAUCCAAGGGCAGCAAGUCCGACCCGGAGAAGACAGAGAAGAAGGAAGAGAAGGAGGACACCAAGGCUGCUGCCCCCUCCACUGAGGAGAAAUCCCAGCUGAGAGGCGACUGGCGGUACCGUGGCCAUCACCCCCUCUCCUUCCUGGGGCUUGAGGACCCCCUUUUCCUGCGGCACAACUACUACCGCAGCCCUGCCUUCGAGCCCGAGUACCCCUUCCUGCGGAAAUCCGCCUUCUCCCCCUACAACAGGCGGGUGAGUGAGGGUUCCUACCGCUUCAGCCCCGAGCCCAUGUACAGCCGGGCUUACUAUGGCAACCUCUACACUCCUGUCUUCAAGAAAGACUGAGCUAGUGGGGAGGACAAGCACAUCCCACCCCCCUUCUAAUCCCCCCACAGCAUGCUUUGCCCAGGCCCCCUGCCAGCUGCCCACAUGCACCCCUGUACCAGGACAGGAGCUGUAAGUGGUAGACAGGCCAUAGGAUGUGCAUCAAGGUCAGGGUGAGGUAGUAAAGGCAGACAAAAGCCCUGCUGCUGGAAGGAGAAGGUAGGGGGAGGUGGGACCAGAGGGGAGCGGUGAGGUGAAGGAGGUGUAGAAAGAAUGGUGAGAUCAGAAAAGAGGAAAAGGGACCAGCCAGGGCUAGCACUGGGUUACCCUGGUCCCUGCUGAGCAGAUAGCAUGGACUUAUAUGGGCUUCACAUUGAGAGAGCAGGGAGGACAGCAAAGCCAUCAAACAUCACCAUAGCAAGCCUGGUUCCCUGUCCUUCCUCCCUCCAUCUCCCCUUGCAGGGCCCAUCCCUGGCCACAGAUUGCUCCUCCAUGGAGGGGCUGAAGAUUCCCACUGACCAGCAGGAUUCAUGAGUAGGAAAGCCCAGCUUUCCCUCCCAGCUGGUGGUGGGAUAGAUGGUGGGGUCAGGAAAAUGACUGAUGAAAACAAUGGAGCUCCUGGAGCCACUCUCCCACAGGAUCACCUGGCUUCCCACAAUGCGUUGUUGUAUUCACUGCAAUAAUAAACCUUCCUACCUGCUGCUCGCCCCA
Messenger RNA from Lepidothrix coronata (blue-crowned manakin), 3818 nucleotides. RefSeq names its product perilipin 1 (gene PLIN1). The record is from RefSeq and is a predicted model, not a curated record. Gene Ontology annotation, cellular component: lipid droplet. The transcript has 10 exons. Gene Ontology annotation, biological process: lipid metabolic process. NCBI's taxonomy places the organism in Eukaryota, Metazoa, Chordata, Aves, Passeriformes, Pipridae. Bases 1524 to 3128 code for a protein of 534 amino acids.